Molecule: messenger RNA, 4080 nt
Organism: Dreissena polymorpha
Lineage: Eukaryota; Metazoa; Mollusca; Bivalvia; Myida; Dreissenidae
Exons: 24
Coding region: 1-3189 (1062 amino acids)
Source: RefSeq, a predicted model, not a curated record
AUGAGGCUCCGACUUAAUGGUUUUUGUAUUGAAGGUUCGGAGGUUACGGGGGCCAUAACGUGCCCGAACGUGAUUCUCGGCAACUACAGCGUCGACUACGAGAUCCCCCAUACUUCAUCGUCAGCUUACAACAGCACGUUGGACUCGUGCUCGAACAAGACUCUCAUGGACUUCGAGAACUCCAGAACGACCCUGAAGCUUGGCUAUACGGCUGGGUCUCAGAUGUUGUGCGUGUAUUCUGUGACAUCCGGUGGCGAAACGUAUCUGCACACAAUCAACAUUGACGCAUCCGUGGACAAAAAGGCCACGUACCGUUUUACUUGUUGGGUGCUGGCGUACACGAGCGGCAAAUUACAGGGCACGGCAUACCCGAUGGAAUGUCACAGCGGCCAGACGUCCACUGCCGUUGAACUGGGUGGACAGACAUUCGAGUUUUUACCGUAUUAUACGUGUGCGCCGACGACGACGGAUUCCGGUCUAGCUGGCUGGGAAAUAGCGCUAAUUGUCCUAGGAAUCUUGCUCGCCAUUGUCGUCAUCGCCUUUGUUGCUUUCGUCAUCAAAACCCGCAACCAACCCACGCCCUUCGAUAGAAUGGAGAUUAUGAAAGAUGGUUCCAGGCAGUCCACUCCGGACAGUCUCACCGACGGGCUGACGAAAUCCCAGAUGGAACUUUUAAGGGACGACCCCAGGUUUGGCCAUUUUAUAAAGGACCGGAAGGAAAAAGAGCGGACAUUUGACUUGAUUGAGGUGCACACUGACAAGAAGAAACCCCAGGACCCUGUUCCAGUUAAGGAGGAGCCUCGAGAGCCGUUAGAGUUCCCGCCUGGCAAGAAGCCCAUUCCCCCUACUACACCGCGACCAGAGGAGGACGACAACACGCUCAUGCGCAUCAAGAAGGAGCGCGAACGGAAGGAGAAGGAGCGGGAAGAGCGGCGUCGGAAGGAGCAACAGACGGAAGAGCUCCGCAAGAAACUCGAAGUCAAGGAACCGGAGGAAACUGUAGAUCCGGUGAUUAAACACACACGGGAGAACGAAUCGAGUGAGGAAUAUGAGACGGACGAUUCAGAAAAGGAGGAACGUGCACAGAAACUGUUAGAAAAGAGGCGACGUCUGGCAGACGCUGCUUACAAACCACCGGAAGGGGUAGCCGAGGGGAAAGUCGUCGGGCGGAAGAAGCGGCGAAAGCACGAGGAAGGUCACGUGUCUGAUACGCCUGGAGGCUUUCUUACGCGGGAGCAGCAGGAGUUGCAAGCGUCCAAGAGACGCAGUCGCAAGAAGAUGAUGAAGCAGAUGGCGAAGAAUAAACUGACGCAGAGCGAUCUUGAAUACAGCGAGUCGGAAACGGACACCGGAAGUCGGCGUCACAAGCGCCGGAAGAAGGGCGAGCCCCGCGCACGUGGCGCGCCGCACAUGGAGAAGUACAUUUUCAAGAAGGACAUCGAGGCCGAGCUGGAUGACAUGGACUAUUGGCACGAGAAGGAACGUGCGCCGAAACCCGUCGAUGAUAUUUUUGACCUCGACGACACCAAGACGGUGCAGGUGGCGCCAGCAGAUACCGGAAGGGAAGGCGAGGAGGGGAGCGAAGAAAAGCGAAUGGAGAACGUGCUUCAAGACGAGGAGAGCGUGUGGGCCACGUACGGUGUUUCCGGUUUCCGGCCGGGACCCAACGGGGAGCUUCCGGAAGGCUUCCAUUUUGACGAAGAAGGAAAUGUCGUAAGAGACGCCGACGGGAAAGUGAUUCCCAAGACAGCGUACGAGAAGCAGAUGGAGAUCCGACGCCGGCUGAAGGUGUUUGCUCUUCCAAGACUUAAACGGAACACAGACGGACGACCUCUCGGGGGUUACAAAGACGACGAGUUUGGUCCGACCGCUGAGUGGGACUGGGGAGAGCCGAUAAGUGCACAGGAGACCGAGGAGGAUAAAAACCAGACUGCGCAUGUACGACCGACGUCUCUUCGACAAGUUGGAUUCACCACGGUCGAGGACAGGAACGACGCGCAGUCGCCCGUCAGUGAUGACGACUUCGCACACAGAAAGGGGCGUCUUCCGGGGUCGGCUGAGCGCACUCUUCUGAAGCAACGACUGUUUGACGAGACCGGGAAGCCUAUUGUUGACUCCACCCGCCCCGCCUUCAUGCCUGUGUACCUUACGAAAGGGGGCGUGAAACCCGACUCUGUAUACAUCGACAGCGCACAGAUCGUGCGACAGGAACUUCCGGCGCGCACCCAGUCCCAACGACCACCGGUGUCGGGAGGUUUCAGUAUGGUUUCCAGAUCCGACACAUUCAACGACGGCAGAAGCACCAAAGGGAAACGGCGCCUUUCUCUUGUGGGAUCUGAGAAUAUCGAGGCGAUUCGGAGAGAGCGCCGGAACAUCGGUUCUGAUGACGAGUUCUUCCUGGUGCCCGGCAGUCUUGGCCAGUUAAACAAGCCUCCCACAAUCCUUGACUCCCAGCUUGACACCAACCACUGCUCGCGCUACAAUGCGCACCAAGCGUCAGGCCGGGAACGAACCACAGUGACGGACAUGAGCAUGCGCACUGCGCCGGACUCGACACUUCCGGUCGACCUUAACAUGAGGAAGUACUUGGAAGAACUCUACAAGGACAAGCAGUACUUUGAUAAAUACGUCAAAACUGAAAAACUCCCCACAAAUGCGGGUAUUGAGACCCUUGAGCUAGCCAACCACGCGCGGGGCUUCCUGAAGGAGCGGGCCGAGUACUGGCGGGAUCAUCUACCGGAAACACCGGCACCGCCUCCUACGGAAUUGGGAUUGCGGCUGUCACGCAUGCGCACAUUCAACGGAGAUGAUUCCGGUUUGGAAUCGGGUCUUAUUUCAGACCGUCCGCUCAGUGCAGACGACGUACAGGUUAAAUCUAACCUACAACCACAACAAGUGACGGAGCGAUCUAGGUCGACAGGAAACUCCGCCAUGCCUACCGGGGAACGCGUUCCCCCAACAGGAAGGUCACCAGAGCCACCGGUGAUGAAAUCGGAGAGAAUUAAAACUGAUAAAACUGUUACGAUUGACGACACGCCAAGAGAGAUGACUAAGGAGAAGGCGAAACUCGGCGGUAAUAUAACUGAAGACGCGAAGCCUGCGCCAAAGAAAAAAUCUGUGAUCGGUAAAGAAGACGUCAUGCUACGAAAUACCGUUGUUACAAUCAAUGAAAUUGAUAAUGAGCAGUAGCUGUAAUCGUGUGUAGUGUUAAUGACUGAAUUAAACCUAUUUAUGUUGUGUAUUAUUUUAUUUAUAAUGGCGACAUUAUAAUGUAAACGAUAAUUAUAUAAAUUAGUAUAGAACGUUGCGUGUUUCAUAUAUAUAGCAAAAUGCUAAACACCUCGAAAUUAUUUGUCACCUUCACAUGAUUUUUCAAUGUUUGUUAGAUGUUGGUGAUAAAAAUAAUGGUAUGUUUCCGUAUUUCGGUUGAAUGUCAUAGGGUCAAUUAUAUAUCGCAUACAAAUAUGGACAAUUGCAUAAAGCGAACAUGUGAUACAUUUGAAACCAAAUACAGGUUUAAAGGUGUACCCGUAUAUCUUGCCAAUUAUGUUGAACUAAGUUUCAGUCUGUGUGGUGUAGCUGUGAUCGUUUUCACAAAUCGUGUGAAUGUACUGCAUUUACACACACUGACAACAAUUUAGGCGUGAAGUAUAGGUCAAAAGUAAAACAUACGUUGAAUCUUAAACUAUUUGUGGUAUUUUGUCAUGUUUUGUUUCCAUUUUUUUGUCAUGAUACUUGUUUCAUAAGUGUUAUGUUUUCUUCUUCUUAAAACAAUUUAAUGUUUUAUGAUGGUCAGACGAUGUUUUGAAUACUGAUUCGAUUCUAUUGUAUACGAUGAAGGUUUUCAAUUUAGAGUUUACAAUUUAGACAAAUAUAUUUCAUCCGAAUAUCCGAUUCUGUUUUACAAUAUAUUUUGACUCAAACAUAUUGUAUGUACAUAAUAAGUGUCAUUCAGUUUGUCCCACUUGUGUUUGCGACAUGUAGCUAUGUGAUUGCUCCACACAUAUAUGUAUAAACAAUUGUAUGAAUUUCGUACAAUCCAUGUCGUACGAUUUAUAUGUUUACACGGCUUUAAAGGGA